UAUAAAAAGGUAUUGAUAUAAAUGGUUUGUUCAUUAAUUCAACUGUUUUAACGAGUGAACGCGUUUGACCUAUUUGCAUAUUUUCAUUUAUUUUCGUGUCUAUGUUGGACAAAGGACUGCAUUAUAUUGACAUCUUAAUAAGCUUGCAUAUCAACCUUUUGGUUAUUCAAAAUAUGUUAUACAAAAGGUGAUUUAGAAAUUUCUAUUUUUUCUUUUUUCAGUGUUAGUGUUAUUUUCUGGAUAAAUCGUGGUUAAACGAGGUUAUGUGAAAUGUAUGCGUUUAAACAAAACCAGGUCUUGAGCCUGCUUAGAUUGUGGGUGUACACAACGAUUGCCUUUCCAAAGGUAGCGUCUUAUAUUUGUGACCCGGACAGUUCAGAAUGUGAAACUACAUUAGUUGUGGAGAAUUAUCUAACAAUGAUUCACGAACGGUUUUCUGCAGUGUUUGUUUCUAAUAGACACAUUUAUCAGUAUAACGUGAAAAAUACAACAAUGGCGAAACCCAUACCAAAUCAAGAUGUUAUAACAGCUGAUGGUUGGGAGACGCCGCGAAUGGUUACAGUUGUCAAUCGAUCGCUGCCAGCACCUGAUAUAAUUGUUUACGAAGGACAAUCUGUUAAAGUCCACGUCAUAAAUAAAAUGCAUUCGGAUUCAGUGACGAUACAUUGGCAUGGCCUUCACCAGCAUAACACACCUUACAUGGAUGGUGUACCGUUUAUCACUCAGUGUCCUAUCUUACCAGGCCAAAAAUUUACAUACAAAUUCCAGGCUUAUCCAAGGGGUAGUUUCUGGUAUCAUUCGCAUUCGGGUUCUCAGCGAUCAAAUGGACUGGCUGGAGCUUUUAUUGUUAGAAAGAGAGAACGUAAUCCUAUUCAAGAACAUAUAAUGCAGGUGAUGGAGUGGAACCAUGAUCAUGAUUCUCUGAAACAAACGUUGCUUCAUGAACACAGAGUGGUUGAAAAUAGAUCUCCUAUAUCCUCAUCUAGUUCUCACGACGGAAUGAUUUUCAGUAAUAUGGUUUUUCAUUCUGCUUUAAUUAAUGGUAAAGGGCGUUUUUAUUAUGACCAAUCAACAAAACACCAUAAUGGUGCGCCCUUAGAAAUCUUUAAUGUGAGAAGGGGCUUUACCUAUCGAUUCCGAGUACUCGCGACCGGAGCAAACUUUCCAUUCCGGAUAUCUGUUGACGGCCAUGUUUUGACUGUAAUAGAAUCAGAUGGAUACUCCAUUCAACCGAUUAUUGUGGAAUCAUUCGUUAUCAAUCCCGGCGAACGGUUCGAUUUUCAACUAGAAACUAUACGUCCUGUGGGUAACUACUGGAUCCGUGCAAAAACAUUGGAGAACAAACGUCACUCUGAAGCAGAGGCGAUAUUGAGAUAUGAUGGUGCUGAUGAUAUUGAACCAACCACGCAACGAGGUGUCUGUACCGAAUAUGAUCCAUGUCGUGUAUUAAAUUGUCCGUUUUCUGCAUUUGGAUUUAUGACAGGAAUAGAGUGUAUUCCGUUUGAUCACUUAAAAUCAGACCGAGAAUACGACCCUGCACCUCCAUAUGUUCCUGGAAGGUUUCAAGAACAUUUUUUGAAUUUUGGAUUCCCUGGUAAACACCCAUCUGUAAACGGAAAUGUUUUUAAAAUGCCUGGUGUGACAGCAUUAACACAAGCACAUAAAAUUGAUAACCAAUGUUCGAGCAUGUGUGAGCAAGAUAACGAAUGUAAAUGCACAUUUUCUCUACAAAUUAAACACGGCAAUACUGUGCAGCUGGUUCUCUCAAACCUUGGUUUGGGAGCUGGUUGGUUUCAUCCUAUUCAUAUGCAUGGGCAUUCAUUUCACGUCAUCAAAAUGGGAUACGCUACAUUUGACGAAAAGUAUGGUUUUCUCGAGGAACAAAAUAGUGAUAUCGAUUGCAGUGGAGGGGAAAAACGAAGCAAUGACUACAGCUUCUGUAAAAACGCCACCUGGCGGAACCAAUCUUGGUUAAAUGGUAACAUACCAGGGCAAGAACUAAGGUACCCUCCUCGUAAAGAUACAAUAAUUGUUCCAGACGGUGGUUAUGCUGUUAUACGAUUCAAGGCUAAUAAUCCAGGAAUCUGGAUUAUUCAUUGUCAUAUCGAGAUACAUUCGCUACAAGGAAUGGCUUUAUUAUUAAACGAGUCAUUCCCGUAUAUACCCAGAACACCAAAGAACUUUCCAAAGUGUUCAGAGUUUGAUGCUACUGAUGUAUAUUUACAUUGAUAUUAGUUAUUUUUUAUUUAAGUUACUUUGUGUAAUAUUGUUAUUGUGACAAUUGAUUAAGAAAAA
Molecule: messenger RNA, 2295 nt
Organism: Magallana angulata
Lineage: Eukaryota; Metazoa; Mollusca; Bivalvia; Ostreida; Ostreidae
Exons: 2
Coding region: 271-2229 (652 amino acids)
Biological process (GO): iron ion transport
Cellular component (GO): plasma membrane
Molecular function (GO): oxidoreductase activity; copper ion binding
Source: RefSeq, a predicted model, not a curated record